ACAUUCUGAAUUUAUACGUACAAUCGAGAAUUGUAGAAAACACCCCACCAUCUCGUUCCCAUUUCGGGCAACGACGAGCGAAUGGCAUCUUCAUGCCUCGCUUCCAUAAUCUCUCCGAAGAUUCCUUCUUCCUCUUCACCAAAAACCCUAAUUCUAAUCUCCAGCGAUGGCAGAAGAUCGAGGUCUCGGGGAUUUCUCAGAGCAGGGCGGGGGGUUUCGCCUUCUUCGCCUCGGAUUCGGCCGAUUUGUUGCUCGUCAGGAGAUGAGCCUUACUCGGCUGGAGAUAAUGGGUCCGGUUUUUGUAUUAUAGAAGGCCCGGAGACAGUCCAGGAUUUUAUGCAGAUGCAGCUGCAAGAAAUUCAAGACAAUAUAAGAAGUCGACGCAACAAAAUAUUCCUCCUCAUGGAAGAGGUGAGGAGAUUGCGGGUGCAACAACGCAUAAAAAGUGCCGAAUAUAUUGAUGAGAACGGCGAGGAAAAUGAGAUGCCUGACAUGCCAUCAACUAUUCCAUUCAUCCCCACAAUGACACCAAAAACCUUGAAGCAACUCUACCUGACAUCAUUCUCUUUUGUAUCUGGGAUAAUAGUUUUCGGAGGCCUCCUUGCACCAGUUCUGGAGCUGAAGUUAGGCUUGGGCGGUACUUCCUAUGAAGAUUUUAUUCGUAACAUGCAUUUGCCGCUGCAAUUAAGUCAGGUGGAUCCCAUUGUGGCCUCUUUUUCAGGUGGGGCAGUGGGUGUGAUAUCAGCCUUGAUGUUAGUUGAGGCCAACAAUGUCGAGCAACAAGAAAAAAAGAGAUGCAAGUACUGCCAUGGUACAGGAUAUCUAGCCUGUGCUCGAUGCUCUGCAAGUGGUGUGUUAGUGAGCACAGAACCAGUUUCGAUAAAUGGAAGCUGUGAGCAACCUUUGCGAGCCCCUUCAACUCAGAGGUGCCAAAAUUGCUCAGGGGCCGGAAAGGUCAUGUGCCCAACAUGCCUUUGCACGGGAAUGGUAAUGGCCAGUGAACACGAUCCAAGAAUAGAUCCAUUUGAUUAGACAAGGAUGGGUGGAGUUCGGGUGAUCCUGCUGGUUUUUCCUCGUGUUUCUAGGUUUUUUUUAUCAACCUUCAUAGCUUCUACGAGUUCAUGUAGUGUAGAUUAAGCAUCAUUGUUGAAAUGUCGCUUUUUGUCAGCGGCGGCAAAGUUUGCCUCUCAUGGAGGUGCGUAGGUAUGAGGUUGUCUGUUGAUUAUUCUGUUAAGAGAAUAGAGAGCAAAUGUAUGGAAUGCUUGGUUAUUCAAAGAGUGUAUAACGCUGAACUACGGUGCUGUAUUCAACGAUGUUCUGUAUUCGCUCUUCUCCCCGUUCACCUGAAUAAAAUCAAGGUGACAAGAUUACAUUGUUUA
Messenger RNA from Asparagus officinalis (garden asparagus), 1379 nucleotides. Its product is annotated as protein ORANGE-LIKE, chloroplastic-like. The transcript is spliced from 8 exons. Lineage: Eukaryota; Viridiplantae; Streptophyta; Magnoliopsida; Asparagales; Asparagaceae. The coding region runs from base 82 to 1032 and encodes 316 amino acids. The record is from RefSeq and is a predicted model, not a curated record. Gene Ontology annotation, cellular component: chloroplast membrane.